Rubroshorea leprosula is the source of this 3307-nucleotide messenger RNA. NCBI's taxonomy places the organism in Eukaryota, Viridiplantae, Streptophyta, Magnoliopsida, Malvales, Dipterocarpaceae. The record is from the annotation of a GenBank genome assembly.
AUUUCUUUCAAUCUUGAUGCCAACUCUAUUUCCACAUUGUUGAGUUCUUUCAUGCUGCUAAGUGAAAGUAAUCGAAAAGGAUGGAGAGGAAAAUCAUUACGAAAAUUUCCCUGAGAUUCAUCUUUGUGUUCCCUUUUUUGUUAUACUCUUGUGCUGAAAAUUCUGCAACUUUAACCAGAUUAAGAAGCAUUAGUGAUGCCAAAGGAGAUAUACUUAUUUCUCCUGGAAAGAAAUUUGAAUUGGGUUUUUUUACUCCCGAUGGAAGUUCAGGGUACAGGAGAUAUCUCGGAAUUUGGUAUUAUGGUUCAAAUCCAAGAACAGUGGUUUGGGUUGCAAAUCGGGAUAAACCCAUUUCAGAUGACACCGGAGCAGUCGUUUUCUCCGACGAUGGUGACCUAAAGUUGCUUGACGGGAGUGGGGAAGUUUACUGGUCGACCAAUCUCGAAAAGUCAUCAAAUUCUCUGAACAGGGAAGCUGAACUAAUGGAUUCAGCGAAUCUGGUGGUGAGGGAAGAAGAAGGUCAGCCGGCGACAGCGAGCAUUCUCUGGCAGAGUUUUGGAAACCCAACAGACACAUUUCUCCCCGGAAUGAAAAUGGAUGAAAACAUGGUUUUAACUUCCUGGAAAGGCUCCGAUGACCCUGCUCCGGGGAACUUUACUUUUCGGCAAGAUCAAGAAGGGGUUAAUCAAUUCAUCGUUUGGAAGAGAUCGACUAGGUACUGGAAAAGUGGUGUUUCGGGAAGAUUUAUCGGUCCAGACGGAAUGCUAUCGGCCAUGCCGUCGCCGAUCACUUACCUACUGUCAAAUUUCACCGCCCCUGUUUUACACAACGAAUCCAUGCCGCAUCUUUCGUCGGAAUUGUACAGCAACACUAGGCUGGUGAUGAGUUCCUCGGGAGAACUUCAGUAUCUGAAGUGGGAUUCUGCAAAGAUCUGGUCUUUGAUCUGGGGCGAACCCAGGGAUCAAUGCAGCGUCUAUAAUGCUUGUGGGAGUUUUGGCAUUUGCAAUGACAAGAACGAUUUGAUGUGCAAGUGUCUUCCUGGGUUCGUACCAGGCUCACCGGUGAACUGGAACGGCAGGGAUUUUUCCGGUGGAUGUACCAGGAAGUCGAGGAUAUGCAACAAGAAUGGGGAGACUGACGGUUUCUUGAGAUUGAAUAUGGUGGAAGUGGGAAAUCCAGAUACCCAGUUUAAGGCUAAGAAUGAAAUGGAAUGCAAAUUGGAAUGCCUUAACAACUGCCAAUGCCAGGCUUAUUCAUAUCAAGAAGCUGAUGAUGCUGCACGGCUCAGUGGGGGCAGCAGCGGAGCAGCAUGCUGGAUUUGGUUGGAGGAUCUCAACAAUCUUCAAGAGGAGUAUGAGGGCGGCCCGAACAUCUAUGUACGGUUGGCAGCUUCUGAUUUAGAAUCUAAAGGAAGAAGUUGUGAGACCUGUGGCACAAGCUUGAUCCCAUAUCCCCUUAGCACUGGACCAAAAUGUGGUGAUGCCAUGUACCUCAGUUUUUAUUGCAACAUCACCUCUGGUGACCUUACAUUUGAGGCACCUGCUGGCACAUAUAGAGUGACUAGCAUAAAUCCAGAAACACGAAAAUUUAUCCUUCAGAUGAAGCCUGCUGAUUAUUGUCAAGAUGGAAAUUUAAGAUAUGAAAUCUUCCAGUUCAAGAAAUCGUCUCCAUUUCAUGUUACUAGCUGGUGCACUGCAGAUGAAGUAGAGAUAGCUUGGGAUCCUCCUCCAGAACCAACCUGCUCUUCCUCUGCAGAUUGCAAGGAUUGGCCAAAUUCAACUUGUAAUGUAACUGGUGAAGGGACGAAAAGGUGCCUUUGUAAUACAAACUUCCGAUGGGAUAGGCCUAGUUUGAACUGCACUGGAGAAUAUUAUGGUGAGAAGAGAUAUGGGGUUUCAGGUGGGAAGAUGCCUAUAUCUUUGAUCCUUGUUAUAGCUUUUCUAAGUGCAGUUGUUGUGGUCAUUCUAUCAAGCACCAUAGUUUAUGUAUACCUGUAUAAUAGAAAAAUGGCCAAAGGACAAGGACAUUGGGGAAGCAUUCAGAGAAACUCUGCACUUCACUUGUAUGGCAGUGAGCAACAUGUCAAAGAUUUAAUUGAUUCUGGUCGGUUCAAAGAGGAUGACACAGACGGCAUAGAUGUACCAUUUUUCCAUCUGGAAAGCAUACUAGCUGCUACCAAUAACUUCUCUAAUGCAAACAAGUUGGGACAGGGCGGAUUUGGUCAAGUUUAUAAGGGUAAAUUCCCUGGAGGACAAGAAAUUGCUGUAAAGAGGCUCUCAAGUUGUUCAGGACAAGGCCUUGAGGAAUUCAAGAAUGAGGUUGUACUGAUUGCAAAACUUCAGCAUCGGAAUCUUGUUAGGCUUUUAGGCUAUUGUGUUGCAGGAGAAGAAAAGAUGUUACUCUAUGAAUACAUGCCUAACAAAAGUUUAGACUCCUUCAUAUUCGAUCGGAAGCUGUGUGUUGUAUUGGAUUGGAACAUGCGCUACCGCAUAAUUCUAGGAAUUGCUCGAGGGCUUCUGUACCUCCACCAGGAUUCAAGGUUAAGAAUAAUCCACAGAGAUCUGAAAACAAGCAACAUUCUGCUAGAUGAGGAGAUGAACCCCAAAAUUUCUGACUUUGGGUUGGCAAGAAUAUUUGGAGGCAAAGAAACAGCUGCAAACACAAACAGAGUAGUUGGAACUUACGGCUAUAUGUCUCCUGAGUAUGCACUGGAUGGCCUUUUCUCAUUCAAGUCAGAUAUAUUUAGCUUUGGUGUUGUUGUAAUUGAGAUCAUAAGUGGAAAACGAAACACAGGAUUCUAUCAGCCUGAAGAAUCAUUGAGCCUUUUGGGAUAUGCAUGGCACUUGCGGAAAGGGGAGAAGGGAUUAGAUCUGUUGGAUGAGACACUGCGUGAAACUUGCAAUGCGGAGGAAUACCUGAGGUGCCUGAACGUUGGCCUCUUGUGUGUACAAGAAGACCCUGGCGACCGCCCCACCAUGUCAAAUGUUGUAUUUAUGCUCGGCAGCGAAACAGCCACUCUUCCUACCCCAAAACAACCAGCGUUUGUUGUCAGGCGGUGCCCGUCUAGCAGAGCCACUUCCUCUAGCAAACCGGAAACGUUUUCGCAAAAUCAGAUGACAGUGACUUUGGAAGCUGGCAGAUAGUAGAAGGGUUAAAUUUUAGAAGAGGCCAAUUUUAGUUGUGUACCAAAAUGUUUCUGUUUUUGGUUCUUAUUGUAUCUUAACUGUAUAUCACUUUACUUUUCAGUUGUGGUUGGAAAAUUUUGCGUUUGUGUUGGGUUUGUUUUGGCCCCAUAACUGGAAAUUUG